ACUUUUACAAAAAUGUGACUGCAAAAGAAAAGGAAAAAGAAAAAGAAAAAGAAAAUCAGAUUCAAAUUAAACAACCCUAACCCUAGUUUUAUUAGGAUUGCAUACACACGGCCACGGGACGGAGAUAUAUAAAUUCACGUUUCCCUACCCCUUUUUUUCCAUCAAUAUCUCAACCGACCCGUUUGUUCUCCGUUCCAGUGGAUUUCAUCCUGACCUCCUUUCUGCCAUUCUUUUGAGAUUUGGCUUCGUAUUCUUCAACCCUUUUGGUUGCUUCUUCUUCAUCUUGUUAUCCCUAAAUAAAUUCAAGAUUUUUCCUUUGUGAAUGGUGGAAAUCUCGAGCGCACAAUUAAUGGUCAUCCCUUCUUCUACGAGAAGGGGGAUUUCGAUUUCGGCCGCGAACUCUUUCUGCUUUGGAUCCUGCAUGGAAGGCUGGUACUACCGCUGCCUCGGCCUCGACCCUUGAAUUCUUGAUUUUUGUUUUUUUGUUUUUGGUUUUGUGCAACGAGCCCUUCUCUUCUUUGAUUGAAUUCUUUGAUUCUCUCUCUUUUCAUUCGCAAUUUUUUAACGUCUCGUAAAGAAAUCUUAAGAAAAUCGAAGAAAAAUAAAAUGUUGCUUUACAAGCAGAAGAAGAAUCAGCCCUUUAAAGGGAAUCGGUUCUUGAUUAGCGUUACGGUGCUCGGUAGUGCUGGGCCCAUUCGAUUCGUGGUCAAUGAGGACGAGCUUGUUGCUGCUGUGAUUGAUACUGCUCUGAAAUCGUAUGCGCGCGAGGGGAGGCUUCCUAUUCUUGGAUCUGACCUCAAUAAUUUUAUGCUCUAUUGCCCAAUUGCUGGAACUGAAGCGCUGAGUCCAUGGGAGACAAUUGGGUCAGCCGGUGUUCGGAAUUUCAUGCUGUGCAAGAAGCCUCAAACUGAGAAUUCCAUCGACAGUGAGAAGUCAUCUGCAAUCUCCCGGAAGGGAUCUGGAAGCUGGAAGGCUUGGUUUCAUAAAUCUCUCAAUCUCAAGAUAUCUUCUCAUUGAAUAAGUCUUAUUUCAAUCAUUGGGGAAUUCUAUUGGUGUUUAGGAUUCUCAUGUUUGUCUUUGGUAAUGAUUCCAUUGUCUAUUUUGUGGGCAGUUUUCUGCCUGGUCAGCUGUUUCUUAAGUUCACCGUCAUGAAUAAUGUAAACCUUUGUGGUUUUGUUGCUUAAUAAAAUAGACUUGCUUGUCAAGUUCAUCUUUAA
Messenger RNA from Sesamum indicum (sesame), 1217 nucleotides. RefSeq lists its product as uncharacterized. NCBI's taxonomy places the organism in Eukaryota, Viridiplantae, Streptophyta, Magnoliopsida, Lamiales, Pedaliaceae. The record is from RefSeq and is a predicted model, not a curated record.